Ctenocephalides felis (cat flea) is the source of this 492-nucleotide messenger RNA. Its product is annotated as interferon-inducible double-stranded RNA-dependent protein kinase activator A homolog. Lineage: Eukaryota; Metazoa; Arthropoda; Insecta; Siphonaptera; Pulicidae. The record is from RefSeq and is a predicted model, not a curated record. Bases 1 to 492 code for a protein of 163 amino acids. The transcript has a single exon.
AUGGACAAAGCGCCACCGCCAAUAUUUACUUUUACACAUGACGGAACGGGACUAAUGUAUCCCACGUAUAGAUCACGGGUGAGCGUUACAUUACAAUAUGUCAAUGUAACAGUGGUCGGAAGAGGAAUAACCAAAAAGGCGGCUAAACACGAUGCAGCGAGAUUGGCACUUGAGAAGCUAUCAGAUAUGAAGGUGCUUCAGUCAGUUUUGGAAGCUAAAAAAAGAGAGCAGCAAACGUCCUCUAAAACCAAUUAUGCAGCUGUGAGACAAUUACAACAUUUUUGUCGAAAGGAGAUCAUACUGCAACCCAAGUUCAAUUUAGUCGCCGAAAUGGGCCCACUUUACGCAAAAGAAUACGCCAUUGAGUGUUCAGUGGGAGAGGAGUUCAAGGAGACUGCAACGGCGUCUACGAAGAGAGUAGCCAAACGUUUGGCCGCCCACAAGAUGUUAGAGACACUAAGGGAAAUAGAAAGAUCUAUAGAAAGAUCGUAG